Molecule: messenger RNA, 1566 nt
Organism: Fusarium redolens
Lineage: Eukaryota; Fungi; Ascomycota; Sordariomycetes; Hypocreales; Nectriaceae
Product: fungal-specific transcription factor domain-containing protein
Exons: 3
Coding region: 1-1566 (521 amino acids)
Biological process (GO): positive regulation of transcription by RNA polymerase II
Cellular component (GO): nucleus
Molecular function (GO): zinc ion binding; transcription cis-regulatory region binding; DNA-binding transcription factor activity, RNA polymerase II-specific
Source: RefSeq, a predicted model, not a curated record
AUGGGUUCACAACGCACAAACCCAAACGGAUGUCACAACUGUCGGCAAAAACGACUCCGCUGUGACGGGUCCGUUCCCUCUUGUCGCAAGUGCAUAUCGUUGGGCAAAGAAUGUCUUGGAUAUGGUAACCUGUGGAGAUGGACGGAUUCUGUAGCAAGCCGUGGCAAGUUGGCUGGCAAAAAGAUGCCUUUACCUAAAGACACCUUGGAUCAUCGUAUAGAAAGCCAGUCGAAACCGGAUGCAACCAGCCUUACUGUAACCACUGCCAAUCAAAAUAUGAGCAGUGGUUCUUCCCGGGAUCUGGAUCUUAGUGGUAGUUUACAACUUUGUGGUAACUUAACGGAUCCUUUGUUCAGCGAUAUGAGCUCAACUGAUCAUUAUUAUUUAUCGUAUUUUGCGAAUGGACUUUGCCCUCAGCUUGUAGCAAUAGACCUACCUGGGCACAAUCCGUUCCCGAGAUUAUUACCCAUGGGAUUCUGCAGCCCCGUCCUACAAUACACCAUGAUCACUGCCGCAGCUCUGCAUAUGUCGAAUGUUCUAAGACCAAACACGGACAAGUGGCCGGUGACACCAAAUCACGUCAAUAACAACUGGGAUCCAUCUCGAAGAGCUAUGCUCGAUGCGUUGGCGGCUAAACAAAAAGCCCUUUAUCUUCUUCGCAUGGCAUUUCAGGACCUGGAGACCCAGGGACGCGAUAUGGUAUUGACAGCUGCUAUGCUUCUCGUCACCGCUGAUAUGAUCGACUCGGGGAAACAUGGAUCCAAGGCACAUCUCGACGGAAUCGGCUGGUUGCUAAGCUAUGCUCAGCCGGCUACUAGCGUGGGCGAGAUGCUCAAGGACUUUGUUAUAUCGGAUUGCUACAUCUUCUAUGUGUUUGCUUUGACCUUCAUGGACCAGAUUCCGCAGUCUUCUCUUGCACUCAACACAACAAUCGCAUCAUCUGCUAUCCAUUAUGCCGCCCGCAACAGUUUCAUUUGCUGCCCUGCUGAAAUCCUUCAGAUUCUUUGGUCUACUGCAAUAAUCUUGCAAAGGCAGACAGCCAAUAGCCAUGAUAGGGAGGGCGCGGCCGCGAAAGGCUUCGAACUAUUCAUGGAAGCCAUGACAUUCAACGUCGAAACGUGGUCUCGGGAUAUCCAGCAAGUUCCUCUUGGUCGUCAGGUCACUGAUAUCUCAAGCCGGAUACACACAGGAUAUACACAUCAGAUGGCAUGUUGUCUAUACAUCAUAUACGCCAUUCCUUCUGUGAGGAGCUUUCUGCCAGAAAACACCGAACUGGAUCUCGAGCACGGGCUCAUCUUACAUCUCCGCUAUAUCACUGACGAGGAUCCCAACUUCAAGACAUCCUUUUGGCCAACGUUCAUUGCUGGAGCUCAGUCGAGUGAUCCUGGUCAGCAAGCGUGGAUUAUGGAUAGAAUGAGGAGACAGUCACGUCUGUUUCCAUGGGGUUUUCUGUAUACCGCAAUGGAAACACUUGAGCUUAUCUGGAGGGAACGGGCCAAAGCUCCGGAAGGGCUGAACUGGUUGGAGAUUCUGAGAAGUCCCGAGGUGAGUUUUCUGAUUGUGUAG